AUGACGACUAGGAACGGGCAAAUCAAAAAUUUCACUUCGAAUUCCGGACCUCAACAUCCUGCUGCUCAUGGUGUUUCACGAUCAGUAUUGGAAAUGAACGGAGAAGUGGUGGAACGUGCGGAACCACAUAUUGGAUCACUCCAUAGAGGGACUGAGAAAUUAAUAGAGUACAAAACUUAUCUUCAAGCUUUACCUUAUUCUGAUCGUUCAGACUAUGUUUCUAUGAUGGCCCAAGAACACGCUUAUUCUUUAGCCGUAGAGAGACUUUUGAAUUGCGAGGUACCAUUACGAGCUCAAUAUAUACGAGUGUUAUUCUGUGAAAUAACUCGAAUUUUAAAUCAUUUACUUGCUUUAACUACUCAUGCUAUGGAUGUGGGAGCAUUAACUCCGUUCCUGUGGGCUUUUGAGGAGCGGGAGAAAUUGUUGGAAUUCUAUGAAAGAGUCUCGGGAGCCAGGAUGCAUGCCAGUUUCAUACGACCAGGUGGAGUGGCACAAGAUCUGCCUCUUGGCUUAUGUCGAGAUAUUGAUUCCUUCACACAACAAUUUGCUUCUCGUAUCGACGAAUUAGAAGAGAUGUUAACCGGCAACCGUAUCUGGAAACAACGAUUAGUGGAUAUUGGUACUGUCACUGCACAGCAAGCAAAGGAUUGGGGAUUCAGUGGUGUAAUGUUAAGAGGUUCAGGGGUAUGCUGGGAUUUGCGAAGAGCAGCACCUUACGAUGUUUAUGACCAAUUGGAUUUUGACGUACCAGUAGGUACCAGAGGAGAUUGCUAUGAUCGUUACUGUAUCCGUAUUGAAGAGAUGCGACAAAGUGUUCGGAUCAUUGUGCAAUGUCUUAAUCAAAUGCCUAGUGGCAUGAUCAAAGCCGAUGAUCGUAAGCUAUGUCCUCCAUCACGAUGUCGAAUGAAACUAUCCAUGGAAACCUCAAUUCACCAUUUCGAACCUUAUACAGAAGGUUUUUCCGUACCAGCUUCUUCUACCUAUACCGCAGUUGAAGCACCUAAAGGAGAAUUUGGUGUCUUUCUGGUCAGUAAUGGAAGCAAUCGUCCCUACCGUCGUAAAAUAAGAGCACCUGGCUCUGCCCAUUCACAAGGACUCGAUUCUAUGUCCAAACAUCACAUGCCAGCAGAUGUGGUCACCAUCAUAGGUACUCAAGAUAUUGUGUCUGGAGAGGUGGAUAGAUAG
Cannabis sativa is the source of this 1185-nucleotide messenger RNA. The record is from the annotation of a RefSeq genome assembly. Lineage: Eukaryota; Viridiplantae; Streptophyta; Magnoliopsida; Rosales; Cannabaceae.